AUGAGCUGCCCACGCCUGUUCAAGGCGCGGGCCACCCGCAUAGCCCUGCAUGCCAUCCUCCCCCGUACAAGUCGGACCUGCGCGGCCGCCAAUCGACGCCUCAUGAGCUCAGCCUCGGCGUCUGGCCUGCGUAGCCUGCUCAAGGUGUCGGAAGAGGUCGCCGACGCCGUAGCCGCCGACAAGCCCGUCGUGGCCCUCGAGUCGACCAUCUACACGCACGGCGCCAUGGGCAGGCACCUUGCCGCGGAGCACGAGCAGCUGGUCCGCAGCCACGGGGGCAUCCCUGCCAUCAUCGCCAUCGUUGACGGCGUGCCUACCGUGGGCGUCUCGUCGGAUGAUGUCGUACGCAUGAUUGACAGCCAGAGUGCUGCCAAGGUAUCGAGGCGGGACAUGUCGUAUCUCGUCGGCAUGGGUAUCGCAGGUCGUAAGCUGCACGGUGGGACGACCAUCUCGGGCACCAUGCUUCUGGCCCGACUGGCUGGCAUCCGCGUCUUCGGAACCGGUGGGCUUGGCGGCGUGCACCGUAAUGGCGAGAACACCAUGGACGUCUCCGCCGACUUGACGGAGCUGGGCCGCACGCGUGUCGCCGUCAUCAGCUCCGGCUGCAAGGGCUUCCUCGAUAUCCCGCGGACGCUCGAGUUCCUCGAGACCCAGGGGUGUCUGGUGUCGACAUUUGCCGACGGUCGCGCCGGGAAGGUUGACUUCCCCGGAUUCUGGGCCAGGAACAGCGGCAGCCCGAGCCCCAGCGUCGUCUACAACGAGAGGGAGGCGGCCGCCAUGAUCCUCAGCCAGGAGAGGCUGGGCAUCGAGUCGGGCAUGCUCUUCGCCAACCCCAUCCCCGAGGAAUAUGGAAUUCCGCUCCCGGAAAUCCAGAGCGCUAUAGAGCAGGCCGUCAGGGAGGCCGACGAGAACGGCGCCUCGGGCAAGGACAACACGCCCUACAUCCUCGGUCGCCUCAAGGAACUCACCGGCGACAAAGCUGUCGUCGCCAACAUGGCACUCGUCAGGCAAAAUCUCAUCAGGGCCACCAAUGUCUCUGUAGAGCUGUCUCGUCUACUGCAGCACGACGUAAACUCGUACAUCAGCAUCUCCCCCCCCACACCUUCUCCCCCACCAACAAUCGCCCCAGUCCAGGCCGGGACUGAGACGACCCAAGCCGUCAGCCACAGAACCACCGCCGACAUCAUGGUUGCCGGCUCGGUAGCCGUCGACCUGAGCUGUGACUACGCCAGCGCAGACAAGACACGCGUCUCUCCCCAGCCUAGCACGUCCAACCCUGCUACGAUCAGCCAGUCCAUCGGCGGAGUCGGCUACAAUGUUGCCCUGGCUGCCCAUCGGGCUAGCGGCUCCGGAAAGGUCAAGUUUUGCAGCCUGAUCGGCGAUGACGUAGCUGGGUCUACUGUACUCUCAGCAAUCGAGGCCGAGGGCCUCGACACGGCGUACGUCCGUCAGCUGGGUGCCGAACACGGCCCGGCCAACCGCACAGCCCAGUAUGUGGCCGUCAAUGACGGAGAGAAGAACCUCGUCAUGGCCAUGGCCGACAUGGACAUCUUCUCGCACCACUCUUUCCAGGACGACUGGCUCAAGGCCGUCGCCGAGGUGAAGCCCAAGUGGCUGGUGGUGGACGGCAACUGGGGACAGGAGGACAUCAAGGCGCUGGCGGCGGCCGGCAAAGGGCAGGGCAGCAAGGUGGCCUUUGAGCCCGUCUCGGCCGAGAAGUCGGCCCGGCUGUUUGGGCCUCUGGGGCGCGGCGAGGCAUCACCGGGCGUCUUCCCCAACGCCGCCGUCGAUCUCGCCUCGCCUAACACGCACGAGCUCGCGCAGAUGUACACGGCCGCCAGGGCUAACGGGUAUCUCGACACGCCCGAAUGGUUCGGCGUCAUCGACUCGUUUGGCAUGCGUGGCGCCCGCGAGCGCUUCGUCUACAUGACGACGGCCGAGCUGACCGACGCCGGCAUCCCCGUGCAGUCGAUCCAGCUGCUCCCCUACAUCCCCACCAUCAUCACCAAGCUCGGCUCCAACGGUGCUCUCCUCACCACACUGCUGGCCAAGGACGACGCACGCCUCUCCGCCGCCGACAGCCAGCAGUUCAUCCUGGCCAGGGCCGUCGACCACCCCACCAUCGGGGGAGUAUACAUGAGGCUGUACCCCGCCGUGGAGGAGGUGAAGGACGUCGUAUCCGUGAACGGAGCUGGGGAUACCUUUCUGGGUGUCAUGAUAUCCGGUCUGGCGCAGGGCGGCAGCGUGGAGAGGCUGGUGAAUGUCGCUCAGCAGGGUGCCGUCAUGUCGCUGCGGAGCGCGGAGUCGGUCAGUCCCGAGGUGGCCAGUCUCCAGGGACGGAUCACCAAGGCUAUUCUAAUGUCCGACGACGAAUCAGCAUCGGAGAGCGACUUCUCCGGUCUCGAUUACAGCAAUGAGCGGCAGGACGAGAAGGGCGCCGCCAAGGCGGGCCUGUCCUCAAAGGAUUCCGAAGAAGAAGAGCUGGAGCGCAUGGUGUUGGGCAACAGUACCGGGUUCCGCCAGAGCCUCUUCAAGGGCAACGACUGGCUGAUGGACGGAACCGAAGAAGUGGACGGACAGGUGGGCGACGACGCCGGCGAGCUGGAGGAUGUGCAGGACAAGGACCUGUUCAUCUUCGACGCGGGCACCGCCGGGGUCGGCGGCAAGAAGACGGAAGGAGGCAAGGCGACGACGACGGCCGGAGCAGGCGGGGAGGACCAGCCGGCGUGGGAGGACAGCGACGACGAGAGGCUGGCGAUAUCGCUGGCGGGGGCGACGCGGCUGCGCAAGCUGCGGGUGACCGAGGCCGAAGACGUGGUCAGCGGGACAGAGUACAGCAGGCGUCUGCGGCAGCAGUACGUGCGGCUGAACCCCAGCCCGGCAUGGGCCAAGGGCGGCAGCAGCGGCGGGGUGCGUUCCUCGAAGCGCAGACGCAAGUCGGGCGCGUUGUCGGAUGGCGACGACGACGACGACGACGACGACAAAAGGAACUCGUCAAGCGACAGCGACGACGGCAGCGACGUGGAGGCGCAGCCUCUGCAGGCGUUCCUGCGCGACGUCAACAAGCUCUCCGGCCGAGGGCAGGGGCAGCAGCAGAAGUACCGCCGUCUGCGACCGGAGAUCAUCGACAUCCAGCGGACGCGCGAGAUCCCGGACCGACACAGGGCGCCGGUGGACAGCCUGUCGUUCCACCCGAAGUACCCGGUGCUGCUGUCGUCGAGCCCGGCGUCGGUGCUGUACCUGCACCACAUCGCGCCCGAGGCUCACCCGACGGCCAACCCGCAGCUGACGUCGGUGCAGGUCAAGCACGUCGACGUGCGCCGGUCCGAGUUCCUGUACCCGGAGGGCGACAAGAUCUUCUUCGCCGGCCGCCGGCGGUACUUCCACCACUGGGACCUGCCGUCGGGCAGCGUGCAGAAGACGUCGCAGAUCCAGGGCCUGAGCACCAAGGCCGAGCACAAGUCGAUGGAGCGGUUCCGGCUCAGCCCUUGCGGCCGUCACAUGGCCAUCGCGGCCACGCCACGCAAGGGCGGCGGGUCCGUCAGCAUCCUCAGCACCGCGACCAUGCAGUGGGUCGCCUCGGCCCGCAUGGCCAGCCACAACGGCAUCGCCGACUUCCGCUGGUGGAGCACGGGCGACGGGCUCACCAUCCUCGGAAGGGACGGCCAGGUCGGCGAGUACAGCGUCGAGUCCCGCCGCUUCCUCGGCAUCUGGCUCGACGAGGGCUGCGUCGGCGCCAUCGCCCUCGGCCUGGGUGGCCACCAGGGCCCGUCCGCGCUCGGGGACGACCGCUGGGUGGCCGUCGGCUCCAGCUCGGGCAUCACCAACAUCUACGACCGCCAGGACGUCCUCCUCCCCCGCGGGCGAUCCGACGAGGACGGCGGCGGCGAUGGUCCCGUCGACGUCGCCGACGUCGCCAUCAGGGAGAGGCCCAAGCCCACCCGCACCUUUGAGCAGAUCGUCACCCCCAUCACCACCCUGUCCUUCUCGCCCGACGGCCAGCUCAUGGCCUUUGCCUCCCAGCACUCAAAGGACGCCCUGCGCCUGGUCCACCUGCCCUCCUGCACCGUCUACAGGAACUGGCCUACCGAGCAGACUCCUCUGGGCAGGGUGACGUCCGUGGCUUUCAGCCGGCAGAGCGACCUCCUCGCCGUCGGUAGUGAUUCCGGAAAGAUUCGCAUGUGGCAGAUACGCAGUUAG
This is a messenger RNA of Geosmithia morbida, 4200 nucleotides long. RefSeq names its product pseudouridylate synthase / pseudouridine kinase. The coding region runs from base 1 to 4200 and encodes 1399 amino acids. NCBI's taxonomy places the organism in Eukaryota, Fungi, Ascomycota, Sordariomycetes, Hypocreales, Bionectriaceae. The transcript has 5 exons. The record is from RefSeq and is a predicted model, not a curated record. Gene Ontology annotation, molecular function: protein binding; pseudouridylate synthase activity.